This is a messenger RNA of Plutella xylostella (diamondback moth), 3784 nucleotides long. It is a transcript of the gene dre4, whose product is annotated as SPT16 homolog, facilitates chromatin remodeling subunit dre4. NCBI's taxonomy places the organism in Eukaryota, Metazoa, Arthropoda, Insecta, Lepidoptera, Plutellidae. The record is from RefSeq and is a predicted model, not a curated record. Gene Ontology annotation, biological process: transcription elongation by RNA polymerase II. Gene Ontology annotation, cellular component: FACT complex. Gene Ontology annotation, molecular function: nucleosome binding.
ACGCCCGCCAUAACUGUUUUUUAUGUCAAAAAAACGCAAAUGUCGUAUGCGUGAGGCUUACACUAUUUACGGCUUAUUUCUUAGAUUUUCUUUUCAGUACUUAUGGUGAUUUAAGGUUUUACACAAUGUCUAAUAUAAGCCUCGAUAAAGAUACAUUUUUUCGGCGUAUGAAAAAGCUGUAUGCGGCAUGGAAGACCGCAGCAGCAGACCCUAAAAGUGAUGACUCCCUUGCCAAGGUGGACUGCCUCGUGUCAUGCGUAGGAGUCGAUGAAGACACACUUUACAGUAAAUCAACAGCUUUACAGACCUGGCUGUUUGGAUAUGAACUACCUGACACCAUAACUGUGCUAACUGAACAAAGCAUGUGCUUUUUAGCCAGUAAAAAGAAAAUUGAGUUUCUUCGUCAGAUAGAAAAUAACAAAGAUGAUUCUGAAUUACCACCCGUGAAACUACUAGUGAGGGACAGAAAUGAUAAAGACAAAGAGAAUUUCAACAAACUAUUACAAGAAAUCAAAAAAUCUAAAUCAGGUAAAACACUUGGUGUCUUUAUCAAAGACAAUUAUCCGGGUGAGUUUUGUGAGAGUUGGAAAGCGGUGUUGAAAGGGGAGAAGUUUGAAAAUGUAGAUAUCAGCUCAUCCAUCGCUCUGCUGGUGGCUCCCAAGGAAGAUCCUGAAAUAAUUACUGUGAAGAAAGCCUGUUUAGUUACCGUAGAUGUCUUUACCAAGUAUUUAAAGGACCAAAUCCUGGAAAUCAUUGAUUCUGAUAAAAAAGUGAAGCACUCAAAACUAGCAGAAGGUGUGGAAGCUGCAAUAUCAGAUAAGAAAUAUGUCACAGGAGUAGACACAUCGCAGGUCGAUAUGUGCUAUCCACCAAUCAUACAAUCUGGUGGACAUUACAGCUUAAAAUUCAGUGCAGUCUCGGACAAAAACCACUUACAUUUUGGUGCCAUUGUUUGCUCCCUCGGUGCGCGAUACAAGUCUUAUUGCUCAAAUAUUGUCCGCACAUUGCUUGUAAAUCCUACUGAUGAAGUGCAGAGCAAUUAUACAUUUCUAUUAAACUUGGAGGAAGAGGUUAUGAAGCAUUUGGUGAAUGGAGCCAAGCUGUCCGCAGUCUACGAGGCAGGCUUGGAGAUGGCAAAGAAGGAAAAGCCUGAGCUUGUAGAUAAUCUUACUAAAUCAUUUGGCUUUGCCAUGGGAAUAGAAUUUAGAGAGAGCUCUAUAAUCAUAGGUCCUAAAACCUCAGUUGUGGCAAAGAAAGGCAUGGUGUUCAACAUUAACAUCGGUCUCUCCAACCUGACAAAUAAGGCGGCAACUGAUAAGGAAGGAAAGACAUAUUCACUAUUCCUCGGAGACACAGUGCUAGUGAAUGACGAGCAGCCGGCGUCGUUGCUCACUCAGUCAAAGAAGAAAAUUAAAAACAUUGGAAUCUUCCUGAAGGAUGAUGACGAAGAAGAGGAAGAGGAAAAGGAAAACAAGACUGAAAUCCUUGAAAACGGAGGCCGUGGAAAAAGAACAGCUGUUAUAGAGUCAAAGCUUAGAACAGAGCAUUCUUCUGAAGAGAAACGCAAGGAGCAUCAGAGAGAGCUCGCCAUAGCUCUCAAUGAGAAGGCAAAGGAAAGAUUAGCGAAACAGUCGAGCGGCAAAGAAGGAGAGAAGAUCAGGAAGAGUACAGUGUCAUACAAAAGUGUUAGCCAAAUGCCUCGAGAGAACGAGGUGAAGGAACUAAAGCUAUAUGUUGAUCGAAAAUACGAGACAGUGAUCCUGCCAAUAUUCGGCGUGCCGGUCCCCUUCCACAUCUCGACGAUCAAGAACAUAUCGCAGUCGGUGGAGGGUGACUACACGUACCUCCGUAUCAACUUCUUCCACCCCGGGGCCACCAUGGGGAGGAACGAGGGAGGGAACUACGCGCAGCCUGAUGCCACCUUUGUGAAGGAAGUCACCUACCGAAGUACAAACACCAAAGAGCCGGGCGAGAUCUCCCCGCCCUCCUCCAACCUCAACACCGGCUUCCGACUCAUCAAGGAAGUGCAGAAGAAGUUCAAAACAAGAGAAGCAGAAGAGAGGGAGAAGGAAGACUUGGUCAAACAAGACACGCUAGUACUCUCACAGAGCAAAGGAAACCCGAAACUAAAAGACCUGUACAUAAGACCCAAUAUUGUGACCAAACGAAUGAGCGGCUCUCUAGAAUCACAUAGCAACGGGUUUAGGUUUACGUCGGUCAGAGGGGACAAAGUGGAUAUUCUGUACAAUAAUAUAAAGAACGCAUUCUUCCAACCGUGCGAUGGUGAAAUGAUCAUCUUGCUGCACUUCCAUUUGAAACAUGCAAUUAUGUUUGGUAAAAAGAAGCACGUAGACGUUCAAUUCUACACGGAAGUGGGUGAGAUCACGACGGACCUGGGCAAGCACCAGCACAUGCACGACCGCGACGACCUCGCCGCCGAGCAGAGUGAGCGCGAGCUGCGGCAUAAACUCAAGGUGGCAUUCAAAAGUUUCUGCGAGCGAGUGGAGAACAUGACAAAACAAGAGGUCGAGUUCGAUACACCCUUCAGAGAGCUCGGCUUCCCCGGAGCCCCGUACCGCAGCACAGUCCUCCUCCAACCCACCUCCGGCGCUCUCGUGAACCUCACAGAAUGGCCGCCGUUCGUCAUCGCGCUAGAAGACGUGGAACUGGUGCACUUUGAGCGAGUGCAGUUCCAUCUCAAGAACUUCGACAUGGUGUUUGUGUUCAAGGAUUAUGCGAAGAAAGUGGCCAUGGUUAAUGCCGUGCCUAUGAACAUGCUGGAUCAUGUGAAGGAGUGGUUGAAUUCGUGCGACAUCCGCUACUCGGAGGGCAUCCAGUCGCUGAACUGGACGAAGGUCAUGAAGACCAUCACGGACGACAUCGAGGGCUUCUUCGACAACGGCGGCUGGUCCUUCCUCGACCCGGAGUCCGACGCAGAGAAUGCUGCACAGGAUGAAGAUUCCGAGGAGGAGGACGACGCGUACUCGCCGACAGACGUGGAGUCGGAGGAGGAGUCCGAGGACGACUCUGAAUAUGACUCCGAAGCGUCCGAUGCGUCCGACGCGUCCGGCGACAGUGAAGAAGAAGACGAGGAAUCCGGCAAAGACUGGUCGGACCUCGAGCGAGAGGCCGCAGAGGAGGACAAAAAAGAACGCGUCUACGACCGAGGGGGGGAGUACGAGGACCGGAAACGGAAGGGGGGGUCCUCCUCACACAGGCGCUUCGAAGACGAAGGCGGCAAGAAGAGCAAGAGCGAUAAACAUAAAAGCUCCAGUGACAAACACAGGAGCUCCAGUGAUAAGCAUAAGAGUUCCAGUGAUAAGCACAAGAGCGAUAAACAUAAGAGCCCGUCGAAGCACAGUAGUGGCAGCCCGUCCAAGAACCGCGACAAGCACCACAAGUCGUCGCACGGCGACCGCGACCGCUCCAAGUCGAACGGCGACCACAAGCGGUCGUCGGACUCGCGCGGUGGCAAGCGUGGCCGCGACGACAGCCGUGAUGGAGACCGCAGCUCCAAUAAGAGAUCCAAGAAAUGAACCGCCUAGCCCCCCAGUGAUGUACAUUCUCAGUUUACAAAGUUGUCGGAGUGUGUCGAUUUUAACCAGCUCCUGAUUAGAUUAUGUUAAUUAAUAAUUAGUUGUUAGUUUCGUCUGUCUCAGUGUCCGAAAGUCCGUUAAGUUUGUUUGUUCGCAAGAAUGUUUUGUGUAUGUAUGUAAUUUUCAACGUUUUAUGUACCUAAUUUAAUUAUGCACACAUCAAGGAAAUAAAAGAUAAGAACAUUUUA